Penicillium canariense is the source of this 504-nucleotide messenger RNA. RefSeq lists its product as uncharacterized. The record is from RefSeq and is a predicted model, not a curated record. NCBI's taxonomy places the organism in Eukaryota, Fungi, Ascomycota, Eurotiomycetes, Eurotiales, Aspergillaceae. The transcript is spliced from 3 exons. The coding region runs from base 1 to 504 and encodes 167 amino acids.
AUGAAAUUCCUGGCCCUCCUCCCUAUGUUGGCCGCCACCGUCACGGCCAACGCCGUCGCAAGAGCCCCUACGGAAUUUCAUCUGAAGACCACUGGCGCCAGCAACGCCGACCACAAUGAUCUUUUCGUCUAUGCCUAUCACACCGGUGCUGGGUUCAAUGACGCUGUGCUGGACAAGGAUGGUUCCAAAGCUAGCCCGAUCUACCUCAACGGCACCCGGGCUUUGGCUGACCUGAAGACUGAUUUCCCUUGGGGUCUUGUGGCUAUCGGUGACACAAACUAUGCCUCAUGGGAACCGAUUGAGAUUAACGCCGGUGAUGGUUCGGAGGGAUUCUCGAUUGAUAAUGGCGAAUUUGUGUGGUCCGCAAAUGACGGUUUCGGCGGUUGGCUCGUUUGUGAAUGGUUCCACAACGCGCCCCAGUUGUUCUACCUGUACCGCUAUUAUGAGGCUACUAUCCCUUCAAGCUGCAGCAAGGCUCAGCUGAAGCCUGUCUACAUCGGAUAG